Messenger RNA from Coffea eugenioides, 1026 nucleotides. RefSeq names its product 1-aminocyclopropane-1-carboxylate synthase 7. NCBI's taxonomy places the organism in Eukaryota, Viridiplantae, Streptophyta, Magnoliopsida, Gentianales, Rubiaceae. Gene Ontology annotation, molecular function: pyridoxal phosphate binding; transaminase activity. The record is from RefSeq and is a predicted model, not a curated record. Gene Ontology annotation, biological process: amino acid metabolic process; biosynthetic process.
AUGGGUGUAGAGUUUGAGCAACAGCCUUCUGUAGAAUUAUCGAAGGUCGCAGUCUCGGAUACUCACGGAGAAGAUUCACCAUACUUUGCAGGAUGGAAAGCAUAUGAUGAAGAUCCAUACGAUGAAUCCCGUAAUCCAUCCGGAGUCAUACAGAUGGGAUUGGCAGAAAAUCAAGUUUCAUUUGAUUUGCUGGAAGAAUACUUGGAAAAGCAUUCUGAAGCAGCUAGUUUUGGAAAUAAAAUUUCUAGCUUCAGAGAAAAUGCACUAUUUCAGGAUUAUCAUGGUCUACAAUCCUUUAGAAAGGCAAUGGCAAGCUUCAUGGAACAAAUAAGAGGAGGAAGAGCAAAAUUCGAUCCUGACAGAGUUGUCAUCACAGCAGGUGCUACAGCAGCUAAUGAACUUGUGACUUUUAUCUUGGCCAACCCGGGGGAUGCUUUAUUAGUUCCAACUCCCUACUAUCCAGGAUUUGACAGAGACUUGAGAUGGAGAACUGGAGUCAAUAUUGUACCAGUGCACUGUGACAGCUCGAACAAUUUUCAGAUUACUAUUCAAGCCUUAGAAGCAGCAUAUGCUGAUGCAGUAUCCAAGAACAUCAAAGUUAGAGGGGUGCUAAUCACAAAUCCUUCAAAUCCAUUAGGUGCAACAAUUCAACGAUCUGUCCUCGAAGACAUUCUUGAUUUCGUGAUAAGCAAAAAUAUCCAUCUCGUCUCAGACGAAAUCUAUUCAGGAUCUGCAUUCUUUUCUGGUGAAUUUGUUAGCAUUGCCGAAGUUCUUGAAGCAAGAAACUACGAAGACUCCGAAAGAGUCCAUAUUGUUUAUAGUCUAUCCAAGGACUUGGGGCUUCCAGGUUUUAGAGUUGGGACAAUUUAUUCCUACAAUGACAAAGUUGUUACGACAGCAAGAAGAAUGUCAAGCUUCACCUUGAUUUCUUCGAGACACCAGUCACUAUUGGCUUCUAUGCUGUCCGACAGAGGACUUCACCGAAAAAUACAUAACGGAUUAGAUCGCGAAAGGUUUAAAAUAUAG